This is a messenger RNA of Gordionus sp. m RMFG-2023, 1533 nucleotides long. Its product is annotated as medium-chain specific acyl-CoA dehydrogenase, mitochondrial-like. Gene Ontology annotation, cellular component: cytoplasm; mitochondrion. Gene Ontology annotation, biological process: medium-chain fatty acid catabolic process. The coding region runs from base 1 to 1239 and encodes 412 amino acids. The transcript is spliced from 10 exons. Gene Ontology annotation, molecular function: flavin adenine dinucleotide binding; medium-chain fatty acyl-CoA dehydrogenase activity. NCBI's taxonomy places the organism in Eukaryota, Metazoa, Nematomorpha, Gordioida, Chordodea, Parachordodidae. The record is from RefSeq and is a predicted model, not a curated record.
AUGAAAAUCAUAUGUUCUUCGUUAAAGACCAAUUUUAAAAUUUUGAGAUUCUUUUCUGCAAAUAAAGGAACUAAAAAAGAGAUUGGAUUUGAUUUGAAUGAUGAUCAGAAAGAAUUUCAAAACUUAGCCCGAAAAUUUUCAUUGGAAGAAAUUAUUCCCAAAGCCUCCCAUCAUGAUAAAACUGGUGAAUAUCCUAUGGAUAUUAUAAAAAAAGCUUGGAAACUAGGCUUUUUAAAUGUUCAUAUACCUCAAAAAUAUGGUGGAAGUGAAUUAAGCUGUCUUGAUGAAUGUAUUACUGGGGAAGAACUGGCUUAUGGAUGUUCUGGGAUAAGUACUGCCAUUUUGGCAAAUAGUUUAGCAGAAAUGCCUGUGAUUCUUUUUGGUAAUGAAGAGAUUAAGAAAAAAUAUUUAGGACGUAUGACUUCUGAACCAUUAUUAGCAGCUUAUUGCGUAACCGAACCCGGAGCGGGUUCCGACGUGGCGGGCAUACAAACCAAGGCCGUGAAAAAGAAGGACAAGUACAUACUGAACGGCCAAAAACUGUGGAUAACCAAUGGCGGCGUCGCUAAUUGGUAUUUCAUUCUUGCCAGAACUGAUCCUUCGGCUCCCGCUAAUAAAGCUUUUUCCGGUUUCGUAAUCGAUUCGAACACGCCUGGCAUAAUUAUCGGGAAAAAGGAAUUGAACAUGGGUCAAAGAGCUUCCGACACACGUGCCAUAACUUUUGAAAACGUAGCCAUACCUCAAGAAAAUAUAUUAGGGGCAGAAGGAAUCGGCUUUAAAAUCGCUAUGACCGCUUUUGACAACACAAGACCACCAGUUGCCAUUGGUGCCGUAGGUUUGGCGAGAAGAGCCUUCGACGAAGCUAGUAAAUAUGCUACCGAAAGAAAGGCUUUUGGAAAGCCAAUAGCCGAGCAUCAAGCUAUCGCCUUUAUGAUAGCCAAUAUGUCCAUAGCAGUCGAGACUUCCCGAUUAAUAACCUACAGAUCUGCUUUUGAAAUCGAUUCGGGUCGUAGAAAUACGUUUUACGCUUCAAUUGCUAAGGCAUAUGCCUCGGAUAUUGCCAACGAAUGCGCUUCUAAUGCAGUUCAGAUUUUUGGUGGGUGCGGAUUUAACUCAGAAUAUCCAGUAGAAAAAUUGAUGAGAGAUGCUAAAAUUUUUCAAAUUUAUGAAGGCACGUCACAAAUUCAAAGAAUGAUAAUAGCUAGAGAAAUCUUUAGUCGUAUAAAAAAUCAAUCAUAAAAAACUGAAUUUCUGUUCAAAAUAAAAAUAUUAAUUGAAAUUCCAAUUUUUUAAAUGCAGUUAUUUUAAAUCUUAUUUAGUAUUAUAUAUCUCGAAUAAUAUAUACAUUUUUUGAAAUAUAUUUAAUUAUUAUUUUAUUCAAAAUACCAAAUUUUUAUUUAUUGUAAUGAUUCGCCUAAAAAAAAAAUUUUUAUACACAUUUUUAUAUCAUGCACAAAAGCUCAUAUAUUUUGUCAAAGAUUUAUAUAUUUUGAUUUAUUUUAUUUUUUUUGCUAAUUUUUUUUUGAAACUUUA